CUCAUGUGGAGCUUGUUGAACGUUAUUACUAGCUAGCUUGAUAGCAAAGAGCUGCAGAUUCCUAUACAUUCCUAGUAAACAGAGGAGCAUUUCAUUAACGAGUGUACAGCAUGUGAUGAUUCCGCCCCCUACAUUCAGUCUGGAGAUACAAGCGAACAUUCAGUAGCAUGCAAGCUAACUCCAAACAAUCAGGACAACUGCAAAAGUUUACACCAGGAGAUGGGACACCUAAAAUUAUACGCCAAAACAUCUACCAGCAAUGUGUAUCAACUAAUUCUGCAAAAUCCUCAUAUCCAGGACAAACCACCCCUGAAAAUCACCUAACAAAGGUCACCAUCCAGCAAGCAAACCGUGAACAGAAUUUGACUAGUAGCAUUCAGGCAAAGCGUGCACAAGAAAAUAAGUUUCAUCCAAUAUAUACAUUGCCUACAGGAAUUCAGGACUCUCAGAUUAUUCUAUGGAAUGUGCCUUCUAACUGCCAAAUAUUUGUACCUGUCCAAAACCUAAAUCUCCCAGUUGCUCCCACGGAUAAUCCUCCUAGUGGUUCACAUUGUGCCUUUAAAUCAAAUAGCAGUUUGUAUGUGCAACAGAAAACUACCUCCUUGGCAGCUGGCCCAAAUAUUUCACCACAGGUUAAAGCAAAACCAAUAGACACCAUAAGUCGUAAUGAAGCUAGAAGAGAUGUAAACACUAUUAACUUGAACAACAGGCAGCAACAUGCAAAUGCUCCUAAUUUGACACCAGGAUCAUCGAAAACGAGGUUAAGCUUGCCAUCUGAUCUGAAAUACAAGCCAACAGAAAAUGCAUCUCAAAGUAAUUCGUUUAGUGGCUGCUAUAACCAGGUAAUGGUUCCUGAGAAGGCAACCCAUGCUAAUGUGCAAGCACUUUCUACGUGUGUACAGAAUACUUGGGCACAGAGAGCUAUUGCGGUUGUCACACCAUUAUCUCCAAUAGGAACCACCCCUGUUGAUGCUACGGACGAAUCUGCUAAUAUUAAAAUAAACGCAAGGUCUGUGCAAGAUGAUGUACAACAUCUACCAAAUGUUCCACAUACUCUGGAGGCUUGCACAAAUCUUAGGGAUCAAACAGAAAAUAAAAAUGAACCAACAAGUGAGAAUCAACAACCAAAAUCAGCAGAGCCCAGGCUGAAUGGUGGAUGUGGAGCCGAAAGUCCUGUUAUAACUGCCAAAUCAGUCGUCCAGAGCCACUUUGCAAGUUUGCCGAAGCUUAAACGUGUGGAAGCAGAUCCAGAGAAAUCCAAUUCAGCUCCGAUGCAAACUGAGCCAAGUAAAAAUAUAAAUACCUGCACAAUCACAAAUAACAAAACCGGUGAAGCGGAAACUAUUCCUUUUAUUAAAUGGCCAUUAGAUCGGUUGCAUACCUUAACAAACAUGAUGCAGCAAAUUGAAAAUUCGCAACAAAAGAAUGUCCACAAAAAUGAUGCUGGGAAGGAAAUCCUAAAGCUUUACUGGAAUGGGGAUUAUCGCAAGUUUUUGGAGGCUGUCCAGACUGGCAUAUAUGAAAAUGUAAUGGAAGAGGUUUUUCUUUACUGUUCUAUGAAAGAGCCUGUGAUAUUGAGGCAAAUUAAAAGUGAUGCACGCAACAGAGUUAUCAAGGAUUUUCAGACUUUAAACCACAACGAAGAGCCACCGAAAACGACAUACAAAUCAUCUUGGUUGAACCUUAAUGAAAACGUUGACGACAUUGACAAGGAAUGUGGAUAUUCUUGGUUCUAUAGGUCUUGUCAAAAUUUUACAGAACCGACUCAAAACUAUACAACGACGACAUCAAGCGAAUUUCAAGAAGCUGCUGAAAUGCCAUCUCCUCCUAGGUUUAAACCAACAGCGGUGGAGAACAAAGUUUUAGAAGAAGCAACAAGAGACAAAAAGACGACUCCUGAAAACUUGUCUGUUGUUUAUAAUGGCCAAUCUCCUUCCGCGUUGACCAUUAACUCAUCACCAAAACAUAACGGUAUGGUUACAGUAAAAAACAAAAGUCAAACCAAUAUUACAAAUACUCUGGAGGAUGUGACUACCGGUGUGAAGGAUUCAGAUCAGCAAGAUGUCCUGAAUGGAAUGUCCAGUUCUGAGAAUCAAUGUUGUAAUGAUGCUAAAGCCAACCAUCUUGUGUUACCAAAAUAUACCAACCAAAGUGACUGCACAACCUCCCCAAAGCUCAAUCGUGAGUUUGCCUUCACCCCGGAGGAAAAUUCAGCAUCUGCACUUCAAAGCGCAUUGCUUCCAGUCACACCUUUAGCUGAACAUAAUCAGCAUACGGUGGAAAUGAGGAAAGACGUCGGAGAUCAGACAUUAUCAGACAAAACUUUGGACAGUGAAAGUCUUUGCAAAAAAUCUACACCUAUGACUGACAAUUGCGCAGUGAAGCCUAAUGUGGAUCAUAAACAAGUUAUUUCCCAACCAAAUACUACAACACCACUGAAUGGUUUAGCAAAUCUGGUGAGGAUAAUCAAAAAACGUCAAGAAUUAUUAAAGUGUCAGAACCUGUCUGGAAAAAACAGCAGUUUAAAAAGAAAGCAUCAACCAUCGUCACCACCAAGAUUGAAUGGAAGUUUAUGUAAUACUGCUGGAGCCAAAAGUCCUGUUUCUCCUAAUGGUACAUCAGCCCAAAGUGACUGCACAAAUCCACUGGCACUUAGUCCUGAGGCUGAAGUACAGUGGAAGUCUGUGCCAUUAACUUCAGUGCAAAAAGGUUCUAGUCAAAUUUUAAUGAACAGUGACUGUGGGACGCAUGACACCAUUUCAAAACCUGGUCAAGAAUCUUCUGUAACCACAAACGAAGAAGAGAUCGUUGAGAUGGACACUUCAGCUCCUCUUAAGAUUAAAGUUCUUCCUCGUGAAAUGGCGCAACAAUACUUUGAACAAAACAUGACUACACCACCAAAUAAGACUGAUGAUAACUACUCCCAAAAGUGCAGUAUGUUUAUAGAACAAACUACCAGUGAAUCAAAUACUGUACAUCCACUCGACGGCACAAGUCCAGACAAUGAGGUGGACAGUUCAGCUUCUUUUAUGAUUAACGUUCUCCCUCAUGAAGUGGCUAAGCAAUGCUUUGCUGGUGAAUUCAUGGAAAAUGAAGUCAUUUCUUCUGCUUUAGAGAAAAAGUCCUGUCUGUUAAAUUCAAUCCAAUACACAACAACUACUAAAGGACAAAUAAGCAUGCCGAGGUUGGAAGAGAUGGACAAGUGCUCAUCCAAAGGUACUGUGGUUUCAGAACAAACUAAUGGUCUUGGUGAGGCCAUGGCAGGCCUGGAUGGCAAUCUUUCUAAAGGAACCAAAAGGCCAGUGUUGACUGGAUCAAUGAACCGAAGUUGCAAUGAAAGUCCACCUAAACUUUAUCCAGUAAUCACAGAACCAUGUAAAAUUCUAAAUGAAUCCACUGUCGAAAUGCCUGUUCUUGACUGUAUGCUUAAGGAAGAGAGUGUUGGAUGUAAGACUGAUCAAAUAUAUAGUGAUGGACUUAACAUGGACACAAACGAAGAGAUUAACAAGAUUGAUGCUUUAGACUCCAUUCAGAUCAGUGUUCUUUCUCAUGAAGCGGCUGAACUUUGGUUUGCCGGUGAGGUGGAAAAUAAGGAUUUGAACAAUGACACUGGAGUUCAUAUUUCCACUAAGGACCAGGAUGAAUGUCAAGAUCUGGAGUUAAAUGAAGUAGUCGUCCUAGAAGAUGUGAAACCAAAGAGGAGUUCAGGUAAAGAGGAGUUGGAUUCUUUCUGUUGUCUUGCUAAAUGGUUCCAAACAUUAGACUUUGAUAAUGGCUCAUUGUGCAUGUGCCAUAAAAAAUCUGAGUUGAGUGAAAAAGGAAGUAAACCCAUUCACGACUCCAGUUUAGAUGUACAAACUAAUGAAGUAGAGGAAUGUGGAAUAGAGAUUAUUUCUGAUACCACAGAGGAUUCCGAUACCACAGAAGAUUCUGAAAUGGAGUGUUUUGAAAUCCAAGAGGAUUCUGAAACCAAAGAAGAUGAUAUUCCAAAAGAUCCUACCAUGGACAGGACAGAGAAUAAAGAUGUUUCAAGAUCUGAAGAGGCUUGUGCGGAAGAGACUGAAACUUUAGAGCAGACAAGAGAUGGAUCGCCUUUAAAAUGUGCAGCAAAUGCAACCCUGAAUCAUAAUGAGAUUGAGCAAGAUGCCCAAGUUGCUGAUUUUAAGAUAAAGACCAGUAGCGUAUUUCUCGCACUAUUUGGGUCAUCCUCUGGAACAAAAAAAGAAGUUAUGCCAACUAAAAGAUAUAAAGGGAUAGAAAAUUGUGAAGACCCUCCAGAAACUCUUCAAAUCACUUUAACAUCUAAUGAGAACAUUAAAGUGCAAAGAAAGUCCCGUAGAUGCAAAUCGGUGGAAUCAGAAGCUGGUGUGGAUGAAAAUGUGCCCUUCAAAAACAUGUCAAGGUGUGAAAACUUGCCAUCAAAUCCUAUUUCUGAACUCUCCAAAAAUGCAAUUUCACCAACAUCAAUCAGAAAAAUGUUAAAUCCAAAUGCCAAUGGAAAAUUUCAAUAUAAGAAGCGAAAGAGACAAAAUAAGUGUACAACGCAACAAAUGUCAAUGAAUAAAUUUGUCAUCAGAGGAAAGACCGGGGUAUCCAAUCUACCGCAUCCACUUGCAAAUGUACUGAAAAGUAAAUAUGAGUUGGGGAAUCCUGCUUUGAUGCCAUUGGAGGGAACUGCACUGGAAUUUAAAGUAUUGCCGGAGUCUUUUAACUUUCAAGAUGGAGCUGAACUCGAAAUGUCAUUAAGUACACAAAAUGCGACAUCAGUCCACGACGAUGAUGAAGCUAAAAGGAUGAAAAGUGGAGGUUCAACAGCACAAGGUGUGUGGAGUUUCAGCCCCUUGAAGAAAAAGCGCACACAGUCCAACCAGGCCACAGAUGUCAUCGGUCCGUGUAGCCUCUUUCAAGAAUUCAAGAAGAAAUAUCAGGAAAAAAGGGAAAUCACCUUCAAGCAGACUUGAAUUGCAAAGAAAGACCCUUUUCCCCCCGAUUAAAAUUGAAACAAAUGGACUUUUGUCAUGUUUUUUUACUUCCUGUAAAAACAAGAUACCUCAAAUGAAAUGUUGACACAUUUUUAACUGUUUACAUGAACAUGAAGAUUGUGAUACAUUUUUAUAUGCAUUAUUUGCACGAUGGUCAUCCAGUUCAGCGGCUGCUAAUAGCAAAGUUCUCCAGUAUUUGUGAGACUGCCAAUUCUGAAAACUUGCUGUCAUGUAGGGCCUUUUAUUUUGUAUGUUAUGAUGUUUGUGAUUCUGUUGGUGUGUAAAAAUGUGAGUAUUUUUGUAGUUUUGUAAAAGUAUGUUGUUUUUCUUUUUAAUAAUAAAACACUUUGUAAUACCUGUAGUUUUA
Molecule: messenger RNA, 5349 nt
Organism: Danio rerio (zebrafish)
Lineage: Eukaryota; Metazoa; Chordata; Actinopteri; Cypriniformes; Danionidae
Source: RefSeq, a predicted model, not a curated record